This is a messenger RNA of Symbiodinium sp. CCMP2456, 1322 nucleotides long. Lineage: Eukaryota; Dinophyceae; Suessiales; Symbiodiniaceae. The record is from the annotation of a GenBank genome assembly.
GCUCGGUCAAGCAGACAGCGGGCAGGUUGGAGUUUUCCAGAUGCCGCAGCCGGGCGGAUGGUGGUGGUUUCGCCGUGAAAGGGCAGGUGUGGGCUGCCCAUGUCUUGCAUGCAGAGGGCUGCAACUCAAGCGCCGGAGGCGGUGGUGGCUCCGUGGCUGGCAGCUUCUACCAGGAUGGGGAGAGCUUAUCGAACUUCACAGCAUGCCGCGCCAAAGGUGGUGGUGGUGGUCUUCGGGUGGGGCGUUCCUUCGUCCAGUCCAGUAAGAAGGCCCUGUUUUUUGCUUGCACUGCUUCAUACGGUGGCGGGCUGUCCUCUGCGGAUGCGAUCAUUUCGGCUAACGUGGGCUUCAGCGGUUGCCAAGCAGAUCAAGGAGGAGGAGGGGGAGCGCUGGUGAACGGCUCUCUGCUUCAACAAGGAGGGAUUUUUGCCUUCCUGACCUGCUCAAGUGCGCAAGCUGGAGGUGGCCUACAAGUCAGAGACACCUUCAACCAGACAAGCGGCAGCGCAGUUUUCAGGGGCUGUGUGGCUCGGCGAAACGGUGGUGGUAUGGAAGUGGGCAGCGCGUGGUUGGCUGGCAGCGUUGAUUUCAGCAAAUGCACAGUCGGGCAUCAGAGCUGCCGUGACAAAGCGCGCGGCGGUGGCUUAGAGGUCCGAGGAACUGUGGUCAUCACAGGCAGCACAAAGUUCGACAGGUGUGAAGCAAAUAGUGGCGGAGGGCUUUCAGCAGAGAGGCUGGUCAGCAGGGGCGAGGUCGAGUUUGCGGCCUGCAGUGCCGUCUGCGAGCUCAACGGCGAGGGAGGUGCAGGAGCCCUGGUCCAUGGAGAUGUUUUGCAGGAUGGUGGGAAGCUGCGCUUCCGAGGUUGCAAGAGCGAGCGUGAUGGAGGCGGUCUUCAGGUGGGCGGGCGCUUUGAGCAGUCGAGCGGAUCUGCGUUUUUCGAUGCUUGCUCCGCCAAGGCCUCCGGAGGUGGCCUACAAGUCAGAGACACCUUCAACCAGACAGGCAUGGAAAGCACAGCAACCUUGUCCUUUCAGCACUGCACCGCUGGUGGUGAAGGUGGUGGAGCUUUGGUGCGCAGGGACUUCUUUCAGGACGGUGGUAAUCUCAAAUUUGAAGACUGCAACAGCUCCUCAGACGGAGGUGGUCUUCACGUGGAAGGCCGUUUCCAGCAGUCGCGGGGAUCUGCCCACUUCGAGAGCUGCUUCGCAAUCGGCUCCGGAGGUGGCAUGAAUGUGAAGAAGGGCGUCAGCUGGCACGGACUAUAUGGCUAUUUCGAGAAGUGCAAUGCAGCAGGCUCGAGUGGGUUGGAUGAACUGUCGUAG